This is a messenger RNA of Knipowitschia caucasica, 1389 nucleotides long. The record is from the annotation of a GenBank genome assembly. Lineage: Eukaryota; Metazoa; Chordata; Actinopteri; Gobiiformes; Gobiidae.
AUGUUUCUCUCUCAGGCCUGGACUCUACCAUCUGGCUGCUUUAAUGAGAGGCUACGUUUCAGGACAGGAGUCUGGGGCAGCCCUUUACCCCCCCCUCCUCCCCACGACCACCAGGGAGCGCUAAACUGUGAGCACUUUAACCCUGGGCUCGUUUUACAGGGCUGGGGGCUGACUCUAAAGGCCCUGUUCCGACCGGGAUUCAAACCCAGGACCUGCUUGCUCUCUACCUCCCUCUUCCACUUUCUUCCUCUUUCUACCUCUCUCUACCACCCUCUACCUCCCUCUACCUCCCUCUACCUCCCUCUACCACCCUCUACCACCCUCUACCUCUCUCUGCCUCCCUCUACCUCCCUCUACCUCCCUCUACCUCCCUCUACCUCCCUCUACCUCUAUCUGCCUCUCUCUGCCUCCCUCUACCUCCCUCUACCUCCCUCUACCUCCCUCUACCUCCCUCUACCUCCCUCUACCUCCCUCUACCACCCUCUACCACCCUCUACCUCUAUCUGCCUCUCUCUGCCUCCCUCUACCUCCCUCUACCUCCCUCUACCUCCCUCUACCUCCCUCUACCUCCCUCUACCACCCUCUACCACCCUCUACCUCUAUCUGCCUCUCUCUGCCUCCCUCUGCCUCCCUCUACCUCCCUCUACCUCCCUCUACCACCCUCUACCACCCUCUACCACCCUCUGCCUCUCUCUGCCUCUCUCUGCCUCCCUCUGCCUCCCUCUGCCUCUCUACAGACCCGCCCCCUCUGUACCCCUCUGCCUCCCUCGGUACCCCUCUGCCCCCCUCUGUACCCCUCUGCCCCCCUCUGUACCCCUCUGCCUCCCUCUGCACCCCUCUGCCCCCUCUGUACCCCUCUUCCCUUCCUCUGCUCCCCUCUACCUCCCUCCGCCUCUCUCUACAUCCCUCUUCCCUUCUUCUGCCUCCUCUUUCUGCCUCUCUACCUUCCUCUACCUCCCUCUGCCUCUCUCUCUUCCUCAGCCCCUCUCUACCUCCCUCUACCCCUCUCUUCCUCCCUCUCUACCUCCCUCUGCCCCCUCUGUACCUCUCUGCCCCCUCUACACCCCUCUGCCCCCCUCUUUACCCCUCUGCCUAGCUUCCUCUACCCCUUUACCUCCCUCUGCCCUCUCUUCCUCCUUCUACCUACCUCUCCCCCUCUCUACACCCCUCUUCCCUUCCUCUGCCUCCUCGUUCUGCCCCUCUACCUCUCCCUGCUCCCCUCUGCCUCCCUCUGCUCUUCAGUGCCUUCCUCUACUCUCUACCUGCCUCAGCCUCUCUCUGCCCCUCUCAUACCUCCUUCUCUGCCUCCCUCUGACCACCUCUAGCUUCCUCUGCCCUCUCUUCCUCCCUCACUACCUCCCUCUGAACCCCAAAAACCAGAGCUCAUAA